Dictyostelium discoideum AX4 is the source of this 171-nucleotide messenger RNA. RefSeq lists its product as hypothetical. The transcript has 2 exons. The record is from RefSeq and is a predicted model, not a curated record. Lineage: Eukaryota; Evosea; Eumycetozoa; Dictyosteliales; Dictyosteliaceae. The coding region runs from base 1 to 171 and encodes 56 amino acids.
AUGUUAUUCAAAUCAAUUAGUCAAAUCAUUAAUUCAAAACCAUUAAACUUGGUUAACAAAAUAAAUACCAAUACAAAUGAAAAUGGAUUAAACUUUAAACAAAAUGAAAUUAGUUCAACAGACUUAUAUGCAAAAUCAUUAUUCUUUGUUAAACCUUGCUAUUGUUUUUAA